Molecule: messenger RNA, 852 nt
Organism: Closterium sp. Naga37s-1
Lineage: Eukaryota; Viridiplantae; Streptophyta; Zygnematophyceae; Desmidiales; Closteriaceae
Source: the annotation of a GenBank genome assembly
AUGUACCAGCCGGACUACUUCAGCGACGGGACCGGCCGGGUGUGCAAGCUGCUGAAGAGCCUCUACGGCCUGAAGCAGAUGCCGUUGUUGUGGUACAGAGCUCUCGACGGUGUGCUGAUGGGCGCUGGCUGGAAGAAGAGCCAGGUCGACACAGUCUACUUCAAAGUCGGCGACGACAAGGUGACCUGCUGGGUCCUGCUCUAUGUCGACGACCUGCUCGCCGCCAGCAGCACUGUAGCGAUGCUGAAGGAGCUGAAGGAGCUGCUUCAGGCCGCCUUUGAGCUGCGGGAGAUCUUGCCGGUGCAGAAGUACCUCGGGCUGGAGAUCGUCCGCGACAGGUUGGUGAGGAAGCUAUGGCUGCAUCAGCAGGGCUACGCCGACAAGCUGUGUAGGCGGUUCCUUGACGAGGAGCAGAACGGGCGCACCCCGAAGACGUCGGUCUCGGUCGACGCCUAUGCCACACUCACCUUCGAUGAUGAGGAGGCACAGUUCGGUGGUGGAGCAGAGUCGCUGAAGCUGAUCGGCUACGUGGACGCCGACGACGCCGGCGACAAGCAGAACCGGACGAGCACGGGCGGCUACGUGUUUGUCUUUGGAGGGGCUGCCAUCUCUUGGUCGAGCCAGCGCAUCAAGUGCGCAACGCUGUCGUCGACCGAGUCAGAGUACGUAGCGGCAACCGAAGCCGGCAAGGAGGGACGUCGCCUUUGCUUCCUCCUUGCAGAAUUCCGGCAGCUGGACACCGGGACGCCGACUGUUCUUCGGGUGGACAACAAGUCGGCCAUCACAGUCGCCGAGGUCAUGGGGUUGAUGGGCAACCUCAAGAACAUGGAUCAACGACAAGCCUGGCUGUAG